Molecule: messenger RNA, 2117 nt
Organism: Tinamus guttatus (white-throated tinamou)
Lineage: Eukaryota; Metazoa; Chordata; Aves; Tinamiformes; Tinamidae
Source: RefSeq, a predicted model, not a curated record
ACUAGUGCAGAGAACAAGCUGCACUGCAUUUGGUGAGUAACUUGGUGCUGGCCAUCAGGAAAGAUCAGCCUCAGUUAGAGCCAUGAGGAAAACUGCAGAAUCCAAUGGGGCUGUGGCAGGGGCUGAGGAGCUAAAAGAGGAGGAAAUGGAAGAAAGAGGCCAAUGGAGUAACAAAGUGGAGUUUGUCCUGUCCUUGGCUGGGGAGAUCAUCGGUCUGGGAAAUGUGUGGCGGUUCCCGUACCUCUGCUACAAGAACGGAGGUGGAGCCUUCCUCAUCCCCUACCUCAUUUUCCUCUUUGCCUGUGGGAUCCCACUGUUCUUCCUGGAGAUUGCGCUGGGGCAGUACACAAACCAGGGAGGGCUGACAUCCUGGAAGAAGAUCUGCCCCAUCUUUGAAGGAAUUGGUUAUGCCUCACAAGUCAUCGAGUGCUAUCUGAAUAUCUACUACAUCAUCAUCCUGUGCUGGGCACUCUUCUACCUGUUCAGCUCCUUCACUGCGGUGCUGCCAUGGGCCAGUUGCAGUAACCCCUGGAACUCAGAUCUCUGUGUGGACUUCUUGAAUAGCUCCAGCUUGGACAACAGGACCAUACCUGCAAAUGCCACCUCCCCUGUGGUUGAGUUUUGGGAGAAGCGAGUGCUGAGGCUCACGGAUGGUAUUCACAAACUGGGCACUGUGCGCUGGGAACUGGCUCUGUGUCUCCUGCUCGCAUGGAUCAUCUGCUACUUCUGCAUCUGGAAAGGGGUCAAGUCCACAGGCAAAGUUGUUUACUUCACUGCCACCUUCCCUUACGUGACGCUGGUGAUCCUGCUAGUGCGGGGAGUGACACUGCCAGGUGCUGCUGAGGGCAUCCUCUUCUACCUGAAGCCAGACAUUACCAGGCUCACGGACCCACAGGUCUGGAUGGAUGCAGGCACUCAGAUCUUCUUCUCUUAUGCCAUUUGCCAGGGAUGCCUGACAGCUCUGGGCAGCUACAACAAAUACACCAACAACUGCUACAGGGACUGCAUGAUGCUGUGUAUCCUGAACAGUACCACUAGCUUUGUUGCUGGUUUUGCCAUUUUCUCUGUGCUGGGCUUCAUGGCUCAAAAGCAGGGUGUACCCAUUGCAGAAGUGGCUGAAUCAGGUCCUGGCCUGGCUUUCAUAGCAUAUCCAACAGCAGUAACAAUGAUGCCUGUGUCUCAGCUCUGGUCCUGCCUCUUCUUUCUCAUGUUGAUCUUCUUGGGACUGGACAGCCAGUUUGUCUGUGUGGAAAGCAUGGUGACAGCUAUUAUUGACAAGUUUCCGGAAAUAUUUCGGAAGAAGGGGCGUCGAGAGCUGCUGAUCCUGGCUGUUGCAGUUAUAUGCUACUUUCUGGGUUUGUUACUGGUCACUGAGGGGGGAAUGUACAUCUUCCAGCUCUUUGAUUAUUAUGCUGCUAGUGGUACCUGCCUGCUCUUUCUGGCCAUUUUUGAAGCCAUCUGUGUUGGAUGGGUGUAUGGUGCGGACCGCUUCUAUGACAACAUUGAGGACAUGAUUGGUUACCGGCCAUGGCCCCUGAUUAAGAUAAGCUGGACAGUGUUGACCCCAGGCAUGUGCCUGGCGAUCUUCCUGUUUUCUCUGAUCAAGUACACACCCUUGAAAUACAACAAUGUCUACGUGUACCCACCCUGGGGCUAUGUGUUGGGCUGGAUGAUGGCACUGUCCUCUAUGCUCUGCGUUCCUCUCUACGCCAUCUUCAUUCUCCUGAAAACCAAGGGACCCCUGAAGCAGCGGCUAAAGCAGCUCGUUUGCCCGGCGGAGGAUCUGCCCCAACCAAGGAAGCAUGUGGCUGGAGUGCUGGAGCUCUGGGACGGCUCUCAACCAGAGCACAAAAGACUGUCCCCUCCCGCCAAGGAGGUGCUCGGCUUCGUAGAGAGAGAAACCCACUUGUAAAGAACUGGGGAUCGUCUCCUUCAUAUUCUGGAUUGUUUCCUUCUUUCUGAAGCAGUUUCAUUUCUCUCCUGGGCUCUCCCCUUCUCUCCUUCACAUCAGAGAUAGAAGUAUCUGGGACACCCUUUCCUUCUGGCUGGCUGGUGAUGUGGACUGGGCCAGCAUUUCUUUUGGCACCUUGGAAUGGAGCUCCCUGUCAGCACCUGGA